Messenger RNA from Armigeres subalbatus, 5658 nucleotides. It is a transcript of the gene dlp, whose product is annotated as glypican-6. Gene Ontology annotation, cellular component: cell surface; plasma membrane; extracellular region. The transcript is spliced from 8 exons. Lineage: Eukaryota; Metazoa; Arthropoda; Insecta; Diptera; Culicidae. Gene Ontology annotation, biological process: regulation of signal transduction; cell migration; regulation of protein localization to membrane. Bases 1195 to 3423 code for a protein of 742 amino acids. The record is from RefSeq and is a predicted model, not a curated record.
AUUCAGUACGUUGUCAGCUUUUGUGCAGAGUGGUUUGUUCGUCGAUGUUCUGAGCUCGGUGUGUUCUGUUUUGAAGAGUUAUCUACAGAGUGAACGCAAUGUCUGGAUUGUCGUGUUUCUGAUAAGAAAUUAGUUUUGUUUCAUUGUAAUUUUCAAUAUUGCUGAAACGUUGUAAAGUUUGCAGUGGUGCAAAACUUCAUUCAAGUUCGCGGCAAGUUUCGAUAGAAGAAAAAAUCACUGAUAGUGUGCUGAACAUUGUUCACUGCGAAAAAAUACUGAUCUAAAAUCAAACAUGUGUUUGUGUUAGUGUUGUUUUGUAAAAUAAAGCAAGGAGAAAGACUGUUUGCAUGAAAUUAGCCAUGGUACCAAAAAGUAUUCAACUUUAGUAGACUUUUUAUAUCACGUUACGUGCCACUCGAACACAAAAUUCUAAAAAUUGCAAGUACAAAAAUUAGCCGCAAAUUGAGGACUGCAGAUUGCAAGUCUAGUGUGUGUGUGUGAUAAGCCGAAUACUGGACAGUGUGAGUGAAUUCACCUUUCAUUUGCGUGCAUUGGAUUGGACAGAAUUUCGCUACUCGCAGCAGCACAUUACAGUAGGCAAGUGCGAGUGUGCGGUCUGCGAAAACGACGAUCGCUGAUUUUUGCCAGUGGUAUCGAAGGAGUUGGUGAUAAAAAUGUCUGAGUUUUCAGAUUUGUAAACAUCAGACGGAAUCAGUGUGGUAUGACGUGCUCGUGCAUAGGAAGAAAAAUAUACACAAUAGCUUGUUGAUGUGCUGUAUAUUUGCAAAUGGAAUAAAAAAUCAGAAGUGAAAAUAAACGGCAUUAUUUCGGCACGAAACGAAUUACAUAUUUCAAUGGUUCAAGUGGGAGUGAAAAAAUCGAAACUGAAAAUCGAAUCAAAGUAGGGUUAGUGACAAAACUGGAUGUCAUUCAACUCCCGUGUUGCUUGUGUGAAAUUCUUUGAAGAACAAGAUUAUAUCAACUCGUAGCCUACUGCUUACUGGUGCUCUAUUGAAGAAAGUUCGCAUGGCUUGUUCGGUGCAGUCUAUGUUUGUGUUGCAAAAAUCAUGACCGGUAUGCUGUAAUAGAAACCUUUUUGGUGUGAACAUUUUUCGGUAUUACAUUGCGACAAUUGUGGACGUAAGACACAAUCGCCAUCAGCAUCUCGUCGUGGAACUAUUAAUAACGCUCUUCAUGAGGAUGGCACUUCUGUCGAGAAACACCGCUUUUGUUGUAUGUCUGCACUUGUUGAUUCUGUCCUGCCAAUGGGUCAUUAGUAGCAGUGUGCCACCGAUAGCCGGAACUGUUGCCACCGGUGCUGGCGGUGGUAACAGCAGUGAAAAUGUGCUAAUCCAAGUUGAAAGCAGUACGGCUGGAGGAACAGCAGGUUCGACUGGGACCGUCAAGCGAACUUGUGCUAUCGUGCAUCCCAUAUUCGAGCAAAGGGGUUUCAAUACAGCCAACAUGCCAGCUGACCCAGUUACAGAUAGACCUUUACGAUACUGUGAUGUGCCGCCCGGAGGCACCUGUUGUACACACACGAUAGAGAAUAAGCUGGCCGUACACGCCAAAACACUGCUGGAGCGAAACACCAAAGACUCGAUAUCCAAGCUGUCCUCGGUGCUGGGGACUCGAGCGCAAAAAUUCAACGACUUCUUCAAACAGCUCCUCACCGAGUCCAAAGCGGAGUUCCAUGCAAUGUUCAAGAGAACGUACGGAACCAUCUACGAGCAGAAUGCGUACGUUUUUGCCGAUCUGUUUACCGAGCUGGAAAGGUACUAUGCAAACGGCAAAGUGGAUCUGGGCGAAGCAAUGGAUUCGUUCUUCAACGUGCUCUACCAGAAAAUGUUCACCGUGCUCAACUCGCAGUACAGUUUCAACACAAAAUAUCUGGGUUGCGUUAGUGAGCAUAUGAAGGAGCUCAAACCGUUCGGCGAUGUUCCCGAUAAGCUCUCGGUGCAGAUCAAACGGUCCUUCGUGGCGACACGCACCUUUGCCCAAGCCCUGAAUUCAGCUGCCGAAGUAGCCAAGAAUAUGGUGAAUGUACGCUUAACAGCAGAGUGCACGGCAGCAUUGACAAAAAUGAGCACAUGCAAUACUUGUGCGGGGUUCCUAGAAAAGCCAUGCUCGUCCUACUGCGUGAACGUGAUGAAGGGUUGUCUGCAGAACUACCUGGAACUGGACGCCGAAUGGGAUUCGUUCGUGGCCACGAUGGAACGGGUGUCCGAUCGGCUGUUGGGUCCGUUUAACAUUGUGAUGGUCGUUGAACCGAUCAACAUCAAAAUUUCCGAGGCCAUCAUGAACUUUCAGGAAACGGGCCAAGACAUCUCCAAUCGGGUGUUUCAGGGCUGUGGAAAACCAGCCCUCGGUCGCAGGAGAAGAUCCACGAAUUUGGUACCGCUGGUCGAGCCAGAACUCAUUAGGAAUCGACGAGAACUGCGAAGCGAAACGAACGAGAAUCCAAUGGAGGAUGAUAGUGAUAUUUUUAUCUUCGAUGAUGAAGCCACGCCCAGCGAGAGGCAACUUACGAAACGAUCCGCUCAGGACUCAUCUAGCCGGGAGCUCAAGUACGAACCGGUGCAAUUCUCCAACGGAGAAAUCCAGUUUACCAAUAACAAUAGCCCACCUAGUCAUCAUCAAGCACCAAGCGCUAGUCCUAACACAAACCGUAGCAAUAAGAGGAAAAACAACCGGAAGCAGACUGACGACGAAGACAGUACGCGCGAGCCGCUCGACCGGUUGGUGAAGGACAUCCGACAACGGGUGAAAGAUUCCAAACGGUUUUGGUCCAACCUACCAUACAUGCUGUGCAACAAUGAGGAAGUCGCUGCUUCUCCAAGCAGUGAUGGUAACUGUUGGAAUGGACACACCGUAGACCGAUAUCUUCAUGGGAUCGCAUCCGAGUCGGAAAAAAAUCCAGAAUUUCCAAACCGUGCUGCUAACAAUAGGCAGAGCGCAAUUGUACAACAACAGUUGUUCACGUUACGAACGGCCAUCAGUCAGCUAAGGAACGCCUACAAUGGACACGACGUAGAGUGGACUGAUCAAGAGGAUAACUACUACGGCAGUGGGUCCGGCGGUGGAAGCGGCUUCGAUGAAGAAGACGACACCGGUUCGGGACUGGGUCCAUGGGAGGUGACGGACGAUCCUAUUUUGAAAGGUGAUAUCAGCAGAAGUGGUAGCAACAGCGGUGGUGCCGGCAAUAAUGAAAUUAUUGACUCCACGACCAGUCACAAAAAUGUCCCUCCUUCGGUUGAUGGUGGCAGUGGUGGCAGCAGCGGUGGUAGUGGAGGCACUUCGUCUACCGCUGGUAGCGGUAGCAGUUCGCGAGCUCCGGAAAUGUCUAUCACGCGAGCGUUGCUACAAUUCUUCUUGCCCCUGGUGAUCGCGUGGUUCGGCGGAAUAUUCGCCGAUUUGCUGUGAUUUGAUCGAUAAGUAUAGCUGUGUAAUGUGUAUAUUUUCAACCUUAUUGGUUUUUAACUUAUACCGACCAUCCAAAUCGAUUUUGUAUGAUAGGCGAAAUGUGCGAGAAUCUAGAACUCUGCCAUGUGCGAGAUGCAUGCAUGUCUAGAAGAAACAGAUGUGAAUAUAUAUUUAUAGGUAGCCACUUUUUUAAUUUCUAAUAUAACAUGUGUUUGUUGCUGUAACACGAUCCAAUGUGAUGAGAUUCCAUUUUAGGCAGUUGAAUAGUGCAUUUUCAGUCAAUCUGAUGUACGUAAUACGUAACAAAACUCCUAAACCCUACGAUGAUUUUAUUGCCCUUGAUUUCAAUACUACUUAUAUGUGAGCGCCAAAACUUAAGGUCCAGUAUAUGAAUGUCUGUGUUUGGUCCAUUAUCUAUUGUAUGUGUUAGCAGUUAUAAAGCAAACCCCACAGAAUAUAGCAUUUUAUAUACAAUAGUACUUAAUUUUUGUGAUCAUUUGAUUUUUAAAAAUCAAUGGAUUCACUUCAAAUAAGAAACGUUGCCUUUACAAUUAAUCCAUAGAUUCUAUAAUUUUGCAUUUGAACACUAGCAACAUACUUUAAAAUGUAACUGAGAAAUGCCUAGACACCAAUCUCUACUUAGAAUGCUGCGUGUAUUUCGCGUAUAACAUUGAAAGGAUUUAUCAUCAAAAUGUUAGGAAUUCGGAUUUUAAUCCAUAUUUGCCUUCCAACAAAAUGUCCCAAGCAAUGAUGCGACAAUUUGAGAUGACAAAAUUGUCCUUGAAUUUGUUUGAUUUUUCAAGUAGGCAUUACAAAGCCAUUUUAUGUUUGACCCAAGUUCUAGAACGAAUACCAAAAACAUUAGAAUCUCGACUUUAGUACUAUUUGAUAAUAUUAAAUUAUCAUUAGAACAGACAAAUAUGAGUUUCAAAAUUGUAUUGUAUUAUCGGUAUUGCGAAAGAGAUGAAUCAAAAUUCGGCAAUUGCUCAUUUACAUUCUCUUAUGAUUUAUGGGAUCCAAACACAACAUAUCAAGUAGAAUUAUAGCUCCCAGAAGCGAGCGCAGCUGCCUCAGGGUCAACCCAGUGUUCAACGCAAAUGUCCAGCAAUAAUCUGUGCCAGGAUACUUAAUUCCAUAUCUGGACAAUCUGAAGAAAAAAUUAAGGUUUUAAGUUUGUUUUUAUAAUCAUGUUUUCUACUAAAUGCGAAGGAAGGGGUAAAAUUGCGAUUUCAUUAUUAAUAUGUUUAGGCCUUAUUACCACUCUAGUCAAAUUAUAAAUAAUUUAUACCGUCUUCCUUCGCUAUGUAGUCGUUAUUUUCUGUUACAUAUCGGAUCAGUCAUAUCCAAUUCAUGUCGAUGCAUUUUUCCUAACAUUUUCAUGUUUACUUUGCCAACAUAGAUCCACUAAGUAACGCUUUACGUACAGUUAACGACUGUGUAAAUAAUAAUUUGUAAAACCAUUAGCUAGUGUACUGAAAAUAGACGCGAUGGAGUGAAAGUGAAUUAGUAACCGGUGAAACACAUGUUAGUUAUAUUUAUUAACUCUUUUCUGAUUUUUAAAUGAUAUAUGUAUUUUAAUUUAUGUAGUAAAAUAUGUUUAAAUAGCGCUAGAUAUUUCUCCAAAAUAUAGAAAACAUAUUUGCUCUAAUAUGAGUAAAAAAGCAGUCCUUCCAGCUAACAAAAUCUCAUAUAGUUAUGAGUAACGUCUUUAUUUUUGUUCAAACAAAAUAUCGUAAAUCCGUGAAAAUCUAUCUCCUUGUGUCGCGUCAUUCAUGAAUACAGGGGUUCUAGAAAGUUAAGAAAAAUGCGAAUGCGCACAAAGAAGAGUGAAAUGUGAAACGCAUAACAGCCCGGCCAUAGGCUCUAUGCACCGAGCAGAACAGUAUUUGCGAGAAGGCUAAUAAAACAAUAAAUUAAAUUUACCUACAAACCCAUAAUCCUCUCAUAGAAACGCACAUAUGUCAGAGGCGCAAAGCUUUCAUAGAUCAGAACUAACAAUCAUUAAUAAAAAUCAGUUUGAUAGAAAAAAAACAUGUGCAGCACCAGUUGAUACCUUAAGCAUAUAAACAUGAUCCGACUGUUGUCUCUGAGAAGCAAUUUUUCAUUUUGAUGUCCAUCAGUAAAAACAAAUGGCAUGGUGAUACCUAACGUAGAAUAUAAUAAAAUUGUAAACAAAACUGAAGAGUAUUGACUAUAUUGAAAUAUAUACGAAGAACAGAAUAAUAAAAGUAUCAA